Molecule: messenger RNA, 2140 nt
Organism: Nothobranchius furzeri (turquoise killifish)
Lineage: Eukaryota; Metazoa; Chordata; Actinopteri; Cyprinodontiformes; Nothobranchiidae
Gene: fgf5
Product: fibroblast growth factor 5
Biological process (GO): positive regulation of protein phosphorylation; regulation of cell migration; positive regulation of gene expression
Cellular component (GO): cytoplasm
Molecular function (GO): fibroblast growth factor receptor binding; growth factor activity
Source: RefSeq, a predicted model, not a curated record
UUGCUGUCGUCACUGAGACAAUGGGCCAGUAUUUGGAACAUCUGGAGAACUUUAAGUUUGAUAUCAUUUCUGGAUGAAACGCCUCGGUUAGUGUUUAAAGCAGUCCAAAGCAACCACCCUUCACACCCUCUGCGUUUUGCUGUCCUUAGCUCAAGAUGAUCGAUGACCACUGAGUCGUUAGACGUCUUUUUCAUUCGUUUUGCUAAGAAAAGAAAUCCUGUUCAUGUGUUCAGUUGCAGUUGCUUGAUUUGGUCCCACUCUGGUACUUGGAGCAGCUUUCAGCUUCUCUCUCAGCUCAGAAGGAACAGAUAAACCAAGGUUUCUGACAGCUUCACAGCUUUUACUGUUUUUUCCCAUGAAUAAACCCCAGGUGAGCGGUGUAGUCUGUACUUUCUGAACCAGGCGAACAUGAUUUGCUCCCGUGCGUAAAACGAGGCACUUGCUGCGUCCUGGCGCGCAGGAUUGCUCCGUGUGGUUCGCGCUUCCUUCCCGCCCCGCUGCUGAGGGUCGGUGCUGAAGCAGGAGUGGCAUCUCAGGCGACAGAAUCUGGAUGAAAGCGCGUCCAUUAGAGCUCCGACAUGAGCGGGUUGUUAUAAAUAUCCCCGCGCCACGCAGAGCCGCUCCAGCCCCUGCAGCCACAGGGCCGUGCCAACGGGCGCUGCGCGCGCGUGUGCGCACGCCUACAGAGCUUUGUUGACCUCCGGAGCGAUGGGAGCGAAGGAAGUGGUGUAGCUCGAGACUCCAUCUUUGGAAGAAUGAAUGUUCUCCUCUACUUUCUGACCUUCGCUCAGUUGUUUUGCGUCGCAGCCGCAGCGGAGCGCGUCUCCGUGGAACUUCUGCAGCAGCGGAUCGGUUCUGGACGCAGGACGUGCAGGCUCUACUGUCGGGUUGGCAUCGGCUUCCAUCUGCAGAUCCACACCGACGGCAGGGUGAACGGCAGCCAUGAGCCCAACCAGCUGAGUGUUCUGGAGCUUUUUGCGAUUUCUCAAGGAGUGAUUGGCAUCAAAGGAGUUUACAGUAAGAGAUUCCUGGCCAUGAAUAAAAGAGGACGGCUUCAUGCCACUGAAAUCUUCUCAGACGACUGCAAGUUCAGGGAGCGGUUCCAGGAGAACAGCUACAACACCUACGCCUCCGUGGUCCACAAGAACCAAAGAACUGACCGUGAGUGGUUCGUGGCCCUCAAUAAAAGAGGGAAGGCUAAAAUGGGCUCCAGCCCGCAGGUCAAAUCCCAACAUGUCUCCACCCACUUCCUACCCAGGGCUAGCAUGCACGACAGGAGCGAGAGAGGCUUUAAGAUCACAGAGGGCAGCAAUGAGAGGAAGAAGCCUAAGUCUACACCUCCAAAGUCUCAAGUCCCACCAGGUUCUGUCCCAAGACGAGUCCAAGUCAAAUACUGGCCCAAGUACAGGUUUGGGUAGGGGUAAAGAAACCGGGCCUGGGAUUGUUUUCAAUGAUUCCCAGAAUCUGAAGCCUGGGACACCCUCAAAGGGCUCUGGGGAUUGGUGGAUGGACAAGGAAGAUCCUGUUUUGUUGUUUCUUCUCUACAUGACCUGUUACAAACCCGAGACCUGUCUGAGACUGGAGACACAGAGAGUCUAGAGUAAAGUUACUCUUUGUGUCAACUCCAAACUCAAAUUCAACCUUUUCCUUCUUCUGUAGGUAAGGACUAAUCUGGUCACUUUUAUCAUGUUUGGUGUUUUCUUAGAGGUAGAAUACCACCUGGAAUACUUUUAUAAUACAAAGUUAAAGUCAUUUUAUUGUCAUUUCUACCACAUGUGCAAGACAUACAGAGAACGAAAUUGAGUUUCAGUACACACAAUUCAGAGAUCAGACAUACAUGGGCAAGACACAUGACAAGAAUUGGUGACUGCGGUCAUUCGCAACAUGAGUCGCGCUACCUUCAUAGAUGAAAAGCAAUUUCAUGAGGAUAGGUUGGUGGAGGGGAAAAAACAGGCAUGCCAUAGUUACACCCGACAGGGCGUGGCUGUACUAUGCAAAAAAACCAAACACCUCAGACAUAUAAGCACGAACAUCACAGUUACAAAACAUCACAGAUAACAUCAGACUCCGAUAGGGAGGGAGGAUCCUGAAUCCUCCAACGGGAGCUGCCAGUGUACGGCGCUCAGCCAGCUGCAGUCAA